CCCGAGCCGCCACCAUGGCCGCCUAUAAGCUGGUGCUGAUCAGGCACGGCGAGAGCGCUUGGAACCUGGAGAACCGCUUCAGCGGCGGGUACGACGCCGACUUGAGCCCUGCCGGGCACGAGGAGGCAAAGCGCGGCGGGCAGGCGCUGCGAGAUGCUGGCUAUGAGUUUGACAUCUGCUUCACCUCCGUGCAGAAGAGAGCAAUUCGGACUCUCUGGACAGUGAUGGAUGCCAUUGACCAAAUGUGGCUCCCUGUAGUGAGGACUUGGCGCCUCAAUGAGCGGCACUAUGGGGGUCUGACUGGCCUUAAUAAAGCAGAAACUGCUGCCAAGCAUGGUGAGGCCCAAGUAAAGAUCUGGAGGCGCUCCUAUGAUGUCCCGCCACCUCCGAUGGAACCCGACCAUCCCUUCUACAGCAACAUCAGUAAGGAUCGCAGAUAUGCAGACCUCACUGAAGAUCAGCUACCCUCCUGUGAGAGUCUGAAGGACACAAUUGCCAGAGCUCUGCCCUUUUGGAAUGAAGAAAUAGUUCCCCAGAUCAAGGAGGGGAAACGGGUCCUGAUUGCAGCCCACGGCAACAGCCUUCGGGGCAUUGUCAAGCAUCUGGAGGGUCUUUCUGAAGAGGCUAUCAUGGAGCUGAACCUGCCAACAGGUAUUCCCAUGGUCUAUGAAUUGGACAAGAACUUGAAGCCCAUCAAGCCCAUGCAGUUCCUGGGGGAUGAAGAGACUGUGCGUAAAGCCAUGGAAGCUGUGGCUGCCCAGGGCAAGGCCAAAAAGUGAAGGCGAGCAGGCAGACUACUUUUCCAAGGACACCCUCCCUACCCAUCCCGUUCCUCCACAUUUCUUCCCUGCACAUGUCACACUGACCACAUCUGUAGGCAUCUUAAGUUUUAGCUGCAGAUGGGGACCAGUGGCUCCUAAUUUUGUUUAGCCAUUUGUCUCUUGCACCCACUCUCUUCAUGUAGUCUAGUCAGAAUGGCACUUCUGGGGCAUGAGUCUUCAGUCCCAAGCUGAGGGAAGACUUUUACCCAAAAGUAGAGAGUUAGUAACUCUGGUGUUUUUGCUACUGUUUAUUGAGUUGGGGAUAGGAAGGAACCAUGCUAAGAUGUGACCAAUGAGAAGUAAGAGAGCCUAUUUGUGUUCCCAGGAGCCAGUCCUGUACUAUUCUGUAGUCAGGUGACUGUCUGGGGGGGCUCCAGUCAUUCCAAUGAAAGAAUCAUUUCCCCUCUGACCCCAGAAGAGUUGGCUCCAGAAGACUGGGAUCAAUUUAAAUGUUUUGUGUUGCAUCUACUUUUACAAAAAGAAAAAAAAAAGUAUAUAUAUAUACACACACACACAUAUAUAAAAUAAUACAAACCAAAAACC
Prionailurus viverrinus (fishing cat) is the source of this 1364-nucleotide messenger RNA. Its product is annotated as phosphoglycerate mutase 1-like. Gene Ontology annotation, biological process: glycolytic process. The record is from RefSeq and is a predicted model, not a curated record. The transcript has a single exon. Bases 15 to 779 code for a protein of 254 amino acids. Gene Ontology annotation, molecular function: intramolecular phosphotransferase activity. NCBI's taxonomy places the organism in Eukaryota, Metazoa, Chordata, Mammalia, Carnivora, Felidae.